Molecule: messenger RNA, 1012 nt
Organism: Gryllus bimaculatus (two-spotted cricket)
Lineage: Eukaryota; Metazoa; Arthropoda; Insecta; Orthoptera; Gryllidae
Source: the annotation of a GenBank genome assembly
CAGUUUACUUUGUAUUAAACACGACGGAAAAUUCAACGAAACCUUCUUUAUUUGUCUCCAUCGGUGAUGGACAGUAUGACGGCACGUACUACUUACGGUCGAUGCACUUUCAUGUUCCGAGCAACCAUCUUGAUGAAUAUGUUUCCAACGAGGUGGAGAUGGUUCUAAUGCACAUGAAUGCCAAAGGAAUUAUUGGCAUGUCCUUCCCAGUAACGACUUGUAGAGCUGACAGGAGGGGCUUUUUACCGCAUCAAUUGAAAGAUGCAUUGGCGGACCUCACCGAAGUAGGAAACUCAGUGGAUUUCGAGUUCAACCCCGCUUCUAUGCUAGAUGUGGAUGAAGGAAAAAUGACAGAAUGUGGCUUCUACAGUUACCUGGGAUCGCUCACCUGGCCUCCAUGCUCUGAAAAUGUCUUUUGGUUGGUGCGCCAAAGGAGCGUCUGCACAACGCCACGGAUGAUGGCGGCUUUCCACAACCUCACUGAUGUGACUGGGCGACGAUUACAAAACUCACGCCCAGUGCAACCGGUAAAAGACCGCGAAGGGGUUCUCUACCACCCUUGCUAGGGGCGAUGACUCAACGUUGGUUUGCACUUUUUUAGAAGAAAUAUCUCCUCAGAAUUAUGAAAAGCAAAUUGUGAUGAUGAUUGCAGCCAACAAAUGCACUCACUUCCAUGGCCAAAAAGUUCGAAUUACUUUAAAACGUCUUUGUCUGUAGGAAAUGAAGAAUAAUUGCUGUCUCAGUGUUUUAUUUUACUUGUUGAUGUCCACUACUGAACGUUUAAGUUUUAUAAUAAUUGCUACCUACGAAUGCAAUUGAAACGGAAUUUCACUUUUGCAGUACUUAAUAAUUGUUUACUUCUGGUAUUCAAAAGAGGACAGAUAGGGAUAUAUAAUGUAAAAGAAUAAUACUGGUGGGGAAGACUGAAUUGUCUGUUUGCCAUUAGCAGAUAUGAUAUGGAGAAGAAAAAAUUAUAAUUGCCUCAUAAAUAAAUAUGAAAUGAAUCUAAAAA